AUGACACCCGAGGUUCAGGGGAUGAUACAGGCUACUGGAUUGAGUCACUUGCCUGAUAUCAUGUUUGAUCAUUUGGACCAGCCGUUGAUCUGUGCGUUUGUCGAGAGGUGGCAGCCCGAUACAAACUCUUUCCACCUCCCUUUUGGAGAGAUGAGUAUCUUGCUACACGAUGUCAGUUCUAUCCUCCAUAUCCCAUCAUAUGGAUGGAUUACAGGUGACUUUGGUUCAUGGGAUGACGUGAAGAGUGCAUGUGCAGAGCUAUUUGGGAUGGAGAGAAUCGCCUUUUUGAAGGCGCAUUGGUCCGGUGGUGGUGUAUUCAUUGAUUCUUUGAUACAGAGAUGUUCUGCUCCCGAUCAGAGUCCGACCCACCAGUUUCGAGGUUAUAUGCUAACCCUCCUUGGUGCCACUCUAUUCGUUGAUAAGAGUGGUAACCGAGUCCGUCCUUGCCCACUGUCGUUUAUGUCCUAUAUCCCACAUGAUGUGAGGCGGUAUUCUUGGGGUGCAAUUACACUAGCCAAUUUAUACAGGCAACUUGGCAUAGCUAGUCGUGCUGAUUCAGCCUAG
Molecule: messenger RNA, 564 nt
Organism: Beta vulgaris subsp. vulgaris (sugar beet)
Lineage: Eukaryota; Viridiplantae; Streptophyta; Magnoliopsida; Caryophyllales; Amaranthaceae
Product: protein MAIN-LIKE 1-like
Exons: 1
Coding region: 1-564 (187 amino acids)
Source: RefSeq, a predicted model, not a curated record